Molecule: messenger RNA, 1278 nt
Organism: Diaporthe citri
Lineage: Eukaryota; Fungi; Ascomycota; Sordariomycetes; Diaporthales; Diaporthaceae
Exons: 3
Coding region: 1-1278 (425 amino acids)
Biological process (GO): biosynthetic process
Cellular component (GO): mitochondrion; cytoplasm
Molecular function (GO): pyridoxal phosphate binding; L-kynurenine:2-oxoglutarate transaminase activity
Source: RefSeq, a predicted model, not a curated record
AUGGCUCCGACCGAAAAGAUAAAGCCCGCUGCCCGUGUCGCGGGCAGCAGGCAAGAUGUGUGGACCAUCAUCAAUGAGGCAGCGACUGCAUCACCCAACCAGCCUAUUAUCAAUAUGGGCCAGGGAUUCUUCGGGUACAACCCGCCUAAGUUCAUCCUGGACGCUGCAAAGGAGGCGCUGGAUCGCGUGGAGUGCAACCAGUACUCGCCCACCAAGGGUCGGCCACGGCUCAAGAAGGCCAUCGCCGACGCCUACUCACCGCACUGGGGCAGGAAGCUGAACCCGGACACAGAGGUGACUAUCACGACAGGGGCUAACGAGGGCAUGCUGAGCGCGUUCAUGGCCUUCAUUGAGCCGGGCGAUGAGGUCAUCAUUUUCGAGCCCUUUUUCGACCAGUACAUCAGCAACAUCGAAAUGCCGGGCGGCAAGAUCGUCUACGUGCCCAUGCACCCGCCCAAGGAAGGCGCCACAAAGACAUCCUCUGCUGCGGAGUGGACCAUCGACUUUGGCGAGCUUGAGCGCGCCGUGACGCCCCGAACUAAGAUGAUGGUCAUCAACACGCCGCACAACCCCGUCGGCAAGGUCUUCUCCAAGGCCGAGCUGCAGAGGAUCGCGGACAUUUGCCUCAAGAACAACAUCAUCAUCCUAUCUGACGAGGUCUACGACCGCCUUUACUACACCCCGUUCACGCGAAUCGCAACCCUAUCCCCCGAGGUCGAGAAGAUCACCCUGACUGUCGGCUCGGCUGGCAAGAAUUUCUAUGCCACCGGGUGGCGAGUAGGCUGGUUGAUGGGUCCGGCCGAGCUGAUCCAGUAUGUUUCCGCGGCGCAUACCCGGAUAUGCUACUCCUCGGUGUCACCGCUCCAGGAGGCUUGUGCUAUUGGCUUUGAGAAGGCCGAGGCUGAGGAAUUCUGGGAUGAAUGUGUAAAGGACAUGAAGGGGCGGGUGGACCGAUUCAAUGAGGUGUUUGAGGAGCUGGGACUCCCCUACACGGAGCCCGAGGGCGGCUACUUCGUCAUGGCCAAUUUCUCAAAGGUCAAGCUGCCGGCCGACUACCCGUUCCCGCCACACGUGGCCAGCCGACCGCGCGACUUCCAGCUUGCUUGGUUCCUGAUCCAAGAGGUCGGCGUUGCUGCCAUCCCGCCAACUGAGUUCUACACUGAUGCGAACUGCAAGAUCGUUGAGGACUACCUGCGCUUCGCGGUCUGCAAGCCGGACGAUGUGCUCGAGACGGCGAAGGAGAGGUUGAGGGGCCUGAAGAAAUACAUCCAGGAGUAG